Molecule: messenger RNA, 2015 nt
Organism: Dipodomys spectabilis (banner-tailed kangaroo rat)
Lineage: Eukaryota; Metazoa; Chordata; Mammalia; Rodentia; Heteromyidae
Gene: Tmem109
Product: transmembrane protein 109
Exons: 4
Coding region: 153-884 (243 amino acids)
Biological process (GO): intrinsic apoptotic signaling pathway in response to DNA damage by p53 class mediator; cellular response to gamma radiation
Source: RefSeq, a predicted model, not a curated record
CCAGAUCCACCCGGGGAGGCUGUCGCGGCUCAGCCAAAACCUGCGCACGCGCAGAGCGCCAACCAACGCCCGGGAGUUCAGGCGCGGCUUUGGUGGCGCGUUUUAGUGAAGUCGCACGUGAAAGAUAGCGGUGGCCGGAGAUCGGUCCAGUCAUGGCAGGCUCAGGCACCUGUUCACCAUGGGGCAAGCAUCUGCUCAGAGCCAUCCCGAUGGUCCUCGUGGCCCUAGCUCUUCUCCAUUCAGCAUCAUCCCAGUCCCAUCGAGACUUUGCCCCACCUGGCCAGCAGAGAAGAGAGGCCUCAGCUGACCUGCUGACCCAGAUUGGCCGGUCUCUGCGGGAGAUACUGGAUACCUGGCUGGGGCCUGAGACCAUGCACUUGGUUUCAGAGAGCCUGUCACAGGUGAUGUGGGCCGUCUCCUCUGCCAUCUCUGUGGCCUGCUUUGCCCUGUCUGGGAUCUCCACACAGCUGUUGAAUGCCUUGGGCCUGGAUGGUGACCACCUCACCCAGUUCUUGAAGCUCAGUCCUAGCCAAGUCCAGACCUUCCUGCUGUGGGGAGCAGGGGCCCUGGUCACCUACUGGCUGUUGUCCCUGCUCCUUGGCUUGGUCUUGGCCGUGUUGGGGCGGAUCCUGGGAGGUCUGAAGCUUGUCAUCUUCCUGGCGGGUUUUGUGGCCCUGGUGAGGUCAGUGCCUGACCCUUCCACCCGGGCCUUGCUACUCCUGGCCCUGCUAACUCUCUACGCCUUGCUGAGCCGGCUCACUGGCUCCCGGGCCUCAGGGGCCCAACUGGAGGCCAAAAUACGAGGGCUGGAGCGCCAGGUGGAAGAGCUGCGCUGGCGGCAGAGGCGAGUGGCCAAGGCCUCCCGGAAUGUGGAAGAAGAGUGACAAGGAUGUCCCCAGAUGCCACCUUCACCAUACCAAAGAGCUGAGCUGCUUCCGGGCUGAGUGGCCCUCCUUGCAGCCCCCCCCACCCCCCCAUGCUCUUUCCUUGCCUUUGUGUCUGAACCUUCAGAAUCUUUAUCCCUGCCUAGCCCCUUGCUGAAGGGGCUGGUCCUCCACGUGAGGCUGGCUGGCUGGGGGUGGGUUUCUGCCCACUCUCUCCUUCCAGCCUGUCUCAGCACAGCAGGUUGGAGGCUGGGGGGCGGGGGGGGUCUCUGCUCCAGCUUCUGCGUCUGCUCUGGCCAGCAUCACUGCCACUGGUCUCCCGUGACUUAUCUGCCUCUUCUGCUACUGCCUGGCUUCCUCCCCAAACUACAACUCUCCCUCCUUUCUGCUCCUCAGCCACACCUCCAACUCUUAACUUGUCCUUCCAGGCCAGAUCCCACCAAACCACAGCCCCUGAAGGCUUGCCCUGUCCCCCUCAUUGCCCAGCAAGGUGGGAUCUAAGGAUAGGGAAGGGGAAAUGGGGUUCCUGGAGGCCUGGGGGUUGGGGGAUCCAUGUACUUUAAAUCUGUUACAAGUGCCUUAAUCCAAGCCAGCAGAGCCCUCUGCUGACUCACUGCCAUACUGUAUGUGGGAAAUGCUGCUUUGUUCAUAACAGAGCAGUCCAGUCUCUUAAAGAAUCUGAUUCCCCUUCAGCCAAAUCGAGAGGCAGCUGCUGCUGUGUAGGCUUUGUCCUGCAGCUGGGGCCCUGGGGGAAGUUCAGAGAUCUUGAACGAGAUUGGAGGACUCUAUUCCCUGUCUGCCUAAGCUGCGAGGUAUUCUUUAUCCCUGUGGCUUCAGUCCCUGCCACCAAGGAGAAAUUACUGACUGGUGCCACCCAGCAGUGGGGAAGAGCACAGAGCGGCCUGCCCAUGCUCUGCAGGGCUCAGGAGGCUGCUAACCUCCCCCCCCAGGGUACCUGGGCUCCAGCCACUAGGGGCCUCUUCCUUCCUCAGGGCCCUGGUGUUCUCUAGGCCAGGUUGGGCUCACGAUAAUGAAAUUCUUACUGUUCAGGUUUGAUGUGGAAUCAUGACUGCAGUGAUAUAUAUUUUUAUCAGCGCUUGGUUGGUUUUAAAUAAAGUGCACGCUAUUUUA